UUUGCUCCUAACUUCAGUAAGAAUUUUCCAAACUUUCCGAUUUUUUACAAAUAAAAUCAUUAAAAUGCCGUUGUUAACUAAAUUAGUGCGCCUUCCUUACUCGCACUUUGUACCGCAGGUUAUAAAGAGAAAGAAAUGCGAGGGAAAAGUAAUAAUGCGGUUUACUUUUAGGUUAGGUACAAGGACAAACAAUUUGAUUGUUCGGUGAUAAUGAGCUUUCGUAACAAUGCCACAUGAUUGUUGGAUUCAUUUAAAAAAUGGGAUAGUCAGUUUCAUAAACUUUAUCAAACUGAUAACGGUGGAACCAUCAAUGGUGCUAUACAUGAUGGCAUUCAUGACGACUUCCAUUGUUGAGCAGGCAUUCUUCGUUGAUAAGGCUUGCAGGGUGAACCACAAUUUCACUCAAGCCAUCUGUGAUGAUAUAUCCAAUCCGAUAAAUGCCGACGCAAAUAAACAUGUGCAGCUUACAGUGUCCGAAUUUCAUCAAUGGAACGACAUCGCGGGCCACGGCGGUCAAAUAAUACUGGCCUUCUUUAUGGGCGCCUGGUCCGACAAGCGUGGCAGAAAAAUUCCGUUACUACUAGGUUUAAUCGGCAAAUGUUACUACUCAGUAAUGAUCGUUGUAAAUAGUGUAUAUUACACUUGGCCCGUCGAAUAUGUUAUUUACACAGCGACACUGCCCAUGACAAUUACCGGCGCGGAUGUGGCAAUUUUCGCGGCUGCUUUCGCGUACAUUUCAGAUAUUAGUUCUUCGAAUAGCAGAACUUUGCGUGUCACUAUAUUGGAAGUGUGCUACUUGGCAACUAUGCCGACUGGAAUCGCUCUAGGCAAGUUUUUGUUUAGCGACGUAACCAAUAGGUCGUAUACUAUAAUGUUUAUUAUCAAUGCAAGUUUGCUUGUGGCAGCUAUAAUCUAUACUGGCUUAAGGCUGAAGAUGCGCACGAAUGACAAACAAAGGCCAAUAUCCGACGCGAACAACGUUGUUACGGAUUUCUUCGAUUAUAAGCACGUGGUGGACACGUUUAAAACAAUUUUCAAACGACGCCAAUUUACGCAAAGAGCAUUCCUGCUGUUGCUCAUACUAGCAAUGGCGACGUACACGUUUCAAAGGGACGAGAGGCAGAUGAGUUACUUGUAUUUACAAUGGGUGUUCAAUUGGAAUUUCGACCAAGUCAGUACGUUUCGCACCUUUCAAUCUGCAAUUCAAGACGUGAUGUUGCUGGUCGCCAUUCCGCUGAUGAGCAAGUUGUUGGGCUGGAGAGAUACGAUUAUCGCAUUGAUCGGGGCGCUUGCGCAUAUUGCAGCUAGAAUAUUUUACGCGUCGGCCAACGUCGGUUGGAUGUUUUACUUGGGCGGUGUGUUCGCAUCUUUGGGCCCUGUAGUUGCGCCAAUUAUUAGAUCCAUGGUAUCGAAAUUAGUCGCUGUGGCAGAAAGAGGCAAAGUGUUUUCCAUGCUGGCAGUUGCAGACAAUGCGAUACCAAUAGUGUCGGCAACUGUUUACAAUCAGGUUUAUAAAAAAACGCUGCACAAUCAUCCCGAGGCAAUUUUUUAUGUUACUAUUGCGUCUCAAGUCGUUGUACUGUGCAGUUUUCUUUUUAUUCAUUGUACUGCUUCUUCGGAAUCGUUAAGUCAUCGGGAAAUAGAAGAAAGUGUCGAUGACGCUGACCAUUUAACUGAUCCAACAGCAAACAAGGAAGAAAUUAAUUGAUUAAAAUGUUCUCAAGUAGAAUUUGUUAAGUUUUACACUAAACAUGUAGUAAGUG
This is a messenger RNA of Photinus pyralis (common eastern firefly), 1763 nucleotides long. RefSeq names its product solute carrier family 46 member 3. NCBI's taxonomy places the organism in Eukaryota, Metazoa, Arthropoda, Insecta, Coleoptera, Lampyridae. The record is from RefSeq and is a predicted model, not a curated record. Bases 227 to 1708 code for a protein of 493 amino acids. Gene Ontology annotation, biological process: transmembrane transport. Gene Ontology annotation, molecular function: transmembrane transporter activity. The transcript is spliced from 6 exons. Gene Ontology annotation, cellular component: membrane.